Aspergillus pseudotamarii is the source of this 3138-nucleotide messenger RNA. Its product is annotated as putative NRPS-like enzyme. The transcript has 3 exons. The record is from RefSeq and is a predicted model, not a curated record. Gene Ontology annotation, molecular function: phosphopantetheine binding. NCBI's taxonomy places the organism in Eukaryota, Fungi, Ascomycota, Eurotiomycetes, Eurotiales, Aspergillaceae. Bases 1 to 3138 code for a protein of 1045 amino acids.
AUGUUAUAUUCAAAUACACUAGAAUCUCUGGGUGAGGUCAGCCCAAAGGCUGGAUUCGCCCACAAACUGCCCCCAAGUCCACCAGCCGACGGAUCUCAGCCUCCUUGUAUAAUCGAUGAUAUUCUACAGAACUUGGUGCGGGAUGCGCCAGAUGAGCCCCUGGUUGGCUAUCCAAAGAGUGUGCAUGGUGUUACCGAUUAUGAAUAUUAUACCCCGCGGGACCUGCACAGGUUCGCCAACGGCGCUAUCAGGGCAUUUAAGUUAGCGGGUCUUCCAGAGUUCUCUCAUCCCACUGAGAACCGUGUGGUCUCCAUCCUCGGCCCGUCCAAUCUCGAAUACAUCGUGUCGCUCUUCGCAUUGUCUCGAAUGGGAUACUCUAUUCUGCUACUUUCCACCCGCCUUAGCACUGAGGCAUAUUCCAACCUACUCACUCUGACCAAAUGCAACCACGUUGUAUACGCACCGUCCAACAAAAAGAUGGUCGAAAAAGUGGUGGAGCAUUCAGCUGUGUCCACUUUUUUAGUCCCGGAAUUUGCAGACUACUCGAAAGAGCCAUCGAGUGCACCCUCACAGCCCUGUUGGACACCGCAAGCUUCUCAAAAAUGGGCUUUCAUUGUCCAUUCUUCUGGCUCCACUGGUCUUCCCAAGCCGAUCUUUCAAACCCAUGGGGCUUGUAUCUCCAACUACAGUACGAGCAAGGGCUACCGAGCACUACUCACUCUCCCACUUUUCCACAACCAUGGUCUCUCUACUUUCUUCCGCUCACUCUUCAAAAGAAAGCGGAUUGCAAUUUACAACGCCAACCUUCCGCUGACUGGGAAGAAUGUGUUGGAAACGAUGAAAGUCGCUGCCCCAGAGAGCUUUCACGGCGUGCCGUACGUCUUAAAACUCCUGAGUGAAACAGACGAGGGCGUCAGUGAACUAGCAAAAUGUGAACAAGUACUCUUCGGAGGCAGCAGUUGUCCUGAUGCUCUUGGUGAUCUGCUAGUAAAUGCUGGCGUCCGGCUAAUCAGCCACUACGGAGCCACCGAGCUAGGACAAUUGAUGACAUCCGCACGACCCCCAGAAGACAAAGCUUGGAAUUAUGUUCGACCACUGGAAAAGGUGAAGCCUUUCCUACAAUUCAAGCCUCUUGAAGACGGAUCCUAUGAGUGUAUUGUUCUCGAUGGACUACAAUCCAAAGUCGCUUCCAACUCAGACGACCCUCCAAACUCUUUCCACACCCGCGACACUUUUCUCAGGCACCCCUCUAUCCCCGAUGCUUGGAAAUACUUGGGCCGCAUUGACGAUCGGGUUACUUUAGUCAAUGGAGAGAAAGUUCUUCCUGUGCCGAUCGAACAUCGUAUCCGACAAAACAUUUUCGUCAAGGAUAACCUCGUGUUCGGUGUGUCAAAGCCACUCCCUGGAUUGAUUGUGGUGCCUAGCGUCGAGGCUGAGGGACUAUCAUCCGAUGAAAUCCUGGAUCAAAUCUGGCCUGAUAUUGCGACAGCCAACCGUAAUGCUGAAGCGUUCAGUCAGAUAUCACGCAAUAUGGUCAUUAUUCUGGACCAUUCUUGCUCUUACCCAAUGACCGAUAAGGGAACUAUGAUCCGGAACAAGUGUUAUAUGGAAUUCGACGACCUGAUUCAAGCUGCGUAUGCGCGUCUAGAAAAUGGCGAUGGUAAUGAAGGGCCCCGUCGUGUUUUAGAGUUGCCGGACUUGACAGGAUUUGUGCUGGAUACGUUCCGCAACGAUCUUGGCUUCAGCGAUAUCUCAGCUGACACCGAUCUGUUUGAGGCCGGUGUCGACAGCUUACAGGCAAUCAAGGUUCGUGGUAUUCUUCAGUCACAAAUUGACAUUGGAGGUGCCUCUCUCGCGCACAAUGUUGUCUUUGACUGCGGCACCGUUGAAAAGCUGGCCAAGCAUCUGAAUGCGCUACGCACAGGAGAAGAAUGCGUUACCGAGAACGAGGUGGAAGCGAUGUCACAAAUGGUCUCACAAUAUUCGACCUUUCACAAUCGGCCAUCGAAUGAUCAAGUUGUGAUUCUCACGGGUACUACCGGGUCAUUGGGUGUAUAUAUACUCUCUCAAUUAUUACACAAUCCUUCAGUUAAGAAGAUCUUCUGUCUUGUGCGUGCAACUUCCGAGCACAACGCGCUAGAUCGCGUGCUUUCGAGUCUAUCUUCAAGGUCUCUACCUAUCACGAACGCGUAUAAGAUUGCCGCAUUCCCUGCGUCCCUCGGGAAAGAAGACCUCGGUCUUCCAGCCGCAGUCAUCGAUGAAUUGCAUAAUUCUUUGACUCAUGUAAUUCAUGCAGCUUGGGCUGUCAACUUCACCUUGGGUGUUCGCAGUUUUGAGCAACAACAUAUCAGAGGCGUUCAGAACAUGAUCAACCUUUGUCUCUCCAGUCGCCGGUCUUCUCCCGCUGAGUUUUACUUCUGUUCUUCCAUCUCUGCAGCUGCUGCUACACCUCUCCCAGCCAUCAUCGCUGAAGGCCCGAUCCCUGAACUUGCACAUGCCCAGCAUAUGGGUUACGCUCGGUCUAAACUUGUGGCGGAGCGGAUUGUUCAUGCAGCCGCCCGUACUACUGGAAUGGUAGCCAAGGUUCUCAGAAUUGGACAAAUUGUUGGAGACACCGCUACUGGGUAUUGGAACCCAACUGAGGCAAUUCCACUCAUGCUCCAGACCGCAAAAGCAUUGGGAGCAUUGCCGGCGUUAGAUGAGACUCCGGCAUGGCUUCCCGUUGAUGUAGUUGCGAGAUCCAUCUUAGAACUAAGUGGGAUCGUCCCCAACGACAAAGCCAAGGUUCUUGCUCACGACCCCAGCGUAGUAUAUCAUGUGCAGAAUUCCAAAACUUUCCGGUGGACGGAGGAUCUCUUGCCCGCUCUCCAGCAGGCAGGCUUGAAGUUUGAUGUCCUUCCCAAGAGAGAAUGGGUGCAACGUCUACGUGAAUCAGAGCAGGAUCCGCAGAAAAACCCAACGAUCAAAUUACUGGGCUUCUUCGCCGAAAAAUACGAUAACGACGCCCCUGGUCGUUCGGGACUCGCAUUUGCCAUGGAGAAGACGGAAAGCGCGAGCCCUUCUCUUAAAGGUGGUGUGGAAUUGAUUGAUACUGGCUUAAUCAAGAGGUUUGUGGCUGCCUGGACACCGCGGUGGUGA